Molecule: messenger RNA, 2765 nt
Organism: Ahaetulla prasina
Lineage: Eukaryota; Metazoa; Chordata; Lepidosauria; Squamata; Colubridae
Product: uroplakin-3b-like
Exons: 5
Coding region: 176-799 (207 amino acids)
Source: RefSeq, a predicted model, not a curated record
GUCACCCAUUCCCGGACCUCCAAGCCGCCCGCUGCUGUUGCUGCUGCAGCCGAGGCGGAGAAACCGCGGGAAAGCCCUGCGAGCGUCCGGCCGUCUAUUCCUGCAGUCGGAGGAGGGCGUGAUCCACCACCGUGGCCGCAGGCCGGUGGCUCCCUAGCACCAGCCACUUGGGCUGAUGUGGAGAAAAGCCCUGGAUUUCUCCACUAACAACAGUAUGCUUCUCACCAGCUUCAUGGGCACCAAUUUUAUUAUUAAUAUUCCAAAGUGUGUCUCUUCCUCCAAGUUUAAGUCAACCUCAGUCAGAGUAGCAGUGGCUCAACUUCCGGAUGCAUCCAGUUUACCAGGUGUAACAGAUACUGAACAGAUUGAGAAUAUCCGUAAAACUCCUCAGGCCCAGGUGUAUUUUGCGGAUGAAUUCAAGAGCGUCUCCUGCAGAGUGACCAGGGAACUUCUGGUUCUCAACCUGGACGAUAGCCAAUAUGAGUUGAUCAGUGUGAUAGGCUACCAAGUGGGAACAGAGUUCUGCCGUCAAACCAAAGGUCCCUUCUGCAACCAACCUCUAAAACCAUCUACUUUUUAUAGGGUGAACUACUUUUUUUUGGAUGACAAGUCUGUCAUAAGAGCCCAUACAGAUUGGUCAACAGCCAUACAGACCAGGAAUGUGACCAACCAUGAAUCAGCCGAUAUAACGUUUGAACGGGCAGGAGGCAUGAUCGUAAUUACUAUUUUGGUCUCCGUGGGUGGAGCUGUCCUUCUAAUUGCGCUAAUUGUAGCAGCUGUACUUUCUAAUAAGAAGUAGACGGGUUCCUUUCUUCUGGAUUGAAAAUAAUUGUAGAUAUGAAGCAGAAUUCGCUUGGAAAUCAAAGGGGAUUCUACAGCCCCCUCCUCCAAGUCAAGGAAUAAACUGGUAAAGAAUGAAAGCGGCAUCGAAUAAAACAGAACAUCUGCAAUUUCUCUUCCAUGAUUCUUCAAAUUCUACAUGCAUUAGCUUCAAACGCAUCAUAUUUUGGAUGCAUUUUGAAUCCUCUCUCUGCAACGAUAACCCUGGAUCCAGCAAAUUAUUUUUAAGAUGCGUAUUAUCAGUAUUGCCCUUGUUUCAAAUGUACUAGGGUGACAAAGCUUGGUUGGCUCACGUAUAAGAUAUGAAAGAAUUCUGCAUAAAACUGGGCCCAACCAAGUUCCCAAUUGCCUACAAAGUUCUACAAAAUUAGAGCAAGACCAUACUUAAUUAUGGGUGUUUGUAGGGAAGGCACUCCAUUGCAAAUAUGACAUUACAUGCAGGGUGAAAUCUAAAAAUUUUCCCUACCGGUUAUGUGGGCAUGGCUUAAUUGGUGGGCGUGGCUUGGCGGUCAGGUGACUGGAUGGGCUUGACCAAUAACAAUAAAUAAUAAAAAUAAUAAAGUAUACAAAAUUUGGGAGCGCACUGGUCUACCUUCUUUAAAAAUAGAGGCACCAGUCUACUAAUUGCCUUUUUUUGGGAGGCACCGGUCUACCUUCUUUAAAAAUAGAGUCUACUAGCCACCUACAGCGCUGAUCAGCUGUACUGCCGCCCUUUGAAGCACCGCAGCAGUCAUUUAAGGCCAUUUGCAGCUAUAUCACCACUGGUCUACCUUCUUUAAAGAUAGAGGCACCGGUCUACUAAUUGCCUUUUUUUGGGAGGCACCGGUCUACCUUCUUUAAAGAUAGAGGCACCGGUCUACUAAUUGCCUCUUUUUGGGAGGCAAAAAAAGGUCUACCUUCUUUAAAAAUAGAGUCUACUAGCCACCUACAGCGCUGAUCAGCUGUACUGCCACCCUUUGAAGCGCCGCAGCAGUCAUUUAAGGCCAUUUGCAGCUAUAUCACCACUGGGAGCUUCAGGGACAGAGAAGAGGAACAGCGAGGCGUGGGCGGGGGGGGCAGGGAUUUUUGCUACCGGUUCUCUGAACUACCUGCCCCCCAUCACUACCAGAUCACGUGAUCUGGUCCAAACCCGGAGUAUUUCACCCCUGAUCACAUGAAUCACCUAUCUGAUGAAUAUUUUGGGCAAGGACAUUCUGAUGGAUUCUACCAGACAUAGCUAAAAUUAACACGUCUCCUUGUUAGGCUUAUUCCUAAUGGGCAAUAUCUGUACACUUCCCAGAGUCCCUUUUUCAAUAUUCCUCUUCAAAGAACAUCUCUGUGAAGCCCAGAGGCUGAUUUAAAUUGUCAGACUUUCAUCAAAAGUGCUGAGUAGAAGCCAUGGGGAUGUCUUGUGGAACAUGGCAUCAGCCUGUAUAGAAUUGUGUGAUUUGCAAACGAAAGCAAUUGAGUAACUUGUUCCAUGACUUCAUCGUGUCGAGCCAUAUCAAGACUUGACUUUGACUUCAUAAUGUGUGUGAUGGCAUUUACCUCCCCAAUUUCAUAUCUUUGGUAUUUAGAAACAUUUGGUUGUUCUAGACCAGGAGUCUGCAACCUUAAACACUCAAACACUCAUCUGGACCCGUUUCCCACAGAAAAGAAAACACCGGGAGCCACGAAACCCUUCCCGUGCCUGACUAUUUCUUGAGCAGCCAGAAAAUUAGCAUAUGUAGUUGAAUUAAUCGUUCUGUUUUCUUCUGAAACUUUUCUUUUCUUGGAUCUAUCCAUGGUUGGCCUACCGAGCGUUGAAAAGCUCGAUAAAUCGCAUGUCAGCAGGUGUUGCACAUUGGUGCUUGUGACGCAUAUUUUGAGUGACAGGGAGCCGCAACAGAGGGGUGAAAGAGCCGCAUGCAGCUCCAGAGCUGCGGGUUGCUGACCCCUGUUCUAGG